Molecule: messenger RNA, 1815 nt
Organism: Laetiporus sulphureus 93-53
Lineage: Eukaryota; Fungi; Basidiomycota; Agaricomycetes; Polyporales; Laetiporaceae
Exons: 13
Coding region: 1-1815 (604 amino acids)
Biological process (GO): chromatin remodeling
Molecular function (GO): histone methyltransferase activity; protein binding
Source: RefSeq, a predicted model, not a curated record
AUGAUCGCAAAAUCCAAUUCUCUCGAACUCGAUGCUCUGGAACGCACUACUGAGCGGGUACAGUCCGUUUUCGACGCGGUUUGGAACGAGUUCUAUUCAUGGGAACAAGAACACUCCAAAUUAUCAAUUGUUUCCCUGGCCUGCUCUCCUGCUUUCGGAAGAAAACGCCUUUUUGCUACUCCAGACGUUGACUUGAGCCUGCCACUCGACAGACCGGCCACUCCGGAUGCCUCCGCCGAGACCACCGAAGACGACACAGAAUGCUUAUUUACAAUGUACAACAUCGGAGACAACGGAUCCUUUGCUGUCGAAACCUUGACAAUUUUCGAGUCUGUGGAUGUAGGGAUCGUCGAGCCAUGCAAUACGUACGAGUCUUGCGCCCCCAUCAAUAUCAAUAUCUUGCACGGAGAUGACUCAAGCGACAUGCCAUUCGUUCCAUUUGCCGACGACUCCUUCUUCGACGCUCGAAACCAUAUGCUCGAAUAUGAUACCUUGGCAUGGCAGACAAAUUCCAAAGACCCGAACCAGAGCGCUCGUCGACUCAGCCUUCACUUUGGCAUAUCAACUGCUCAUAUUGAUGAGACUGCCGUUCUUCCAAUUCGGCUGGGCACAUAUUCUUCCACUCCAGGGGCAAUUUGGACGGGUUCCCAGAACGAUCUAGCUCAUUGGUCCGAUGCCCUGAAGCCAUUUAUCUCCUCUGUCGCGAGGACGCUGGUGCCUGAUGCUCGGAAUUUAACUACUCUCCUCCAGGAAGAAUUAACGCUGUUCUGCCCUAAUCUCAAUUGUGUGCAAGCUCAUUGUCUAUCUCAUGAUUUCCAGCAGGUCACAUUGAGUCUACACGACAAUCGUUUCCGGAACGUCUCUCUGCAUGCGCUUGCUGAUGAUCCAGAAGCCAUAGCGUGUGGCCGUGGUUGCCAUCUGAAUUUCAAAGGCAUCGAAGACGUCAUACCAUGGAGCUCUGUAGAUGUCAAAAAUCUGCGAACGUUCCUGCAUAUUUUCCCCGGUGCGAGCGAGUGCGAGCUCGCUGCCCUUUGCCGCAAACCAUGCAACGAGGUAGCAACGAUCUGCAAGUCUCCUGGGAUGAGUACGCCUUUCGACGAUACGGACUGGGAACUUGGUACUCGAAGUCCGGAACUGCCGUUUGAAUUCGCGAACAUCCAUGUAACCAUAACGGACCCUGCAAUCGAGCGAACGACUGUCCUUGCUUCCGAAACGGUGUACGCUGUUCGAGAAAUUGCCGUUGCGACAUUGACUGUGUCAUUCGUUGGACUGGAUGCCGUUGCGGCAGGAAAGGUUCAAAACCGCAAAUGUGCCUCGCUGGUCGCUGCCCGUGCCGUCAAACUAAUCGCGAAUGCGAUCCAGAGCUUUGCUCCACGUGCGAUAUACAACUCAGAAAAGAACGUCUGCUGCAACUCUCGAUUGCAAAAGGGGCAUGUCAAAGCGAGUAUUAGUACCAGUCAGCGUUGCAUGCAGCUUGACGAACUGACGUGCUAUGUUCAGAAAGUUGAAGUCAAGCGAGGCAGCUUCGGUCUUGAGUACGUCGGCGAGCUCAUCUACGAACCGACGUUCGUCACUCGAAGCGAAGUUUCCUACCAUCGGGGACGUAGCUACGUCUACGGACUAAAUGCGUCCAUGAACGUCGAUAGCGCCUUUGUAGGGAACGAAGCCAGGUUCAUCAAUCACUCCCAUCAAGCGAACUGCUCUGUUGAAAUCCUCCUGGUUAACGGUGACCACCGAAUAGGCAUCUUUGCCAAACGUUUUAUAUCCGCUGGAUCCGAGCUGUUUCUCGACUAUGGGCCGGAAUUUCCCCUAUAA